AUGAGCAGUCUGCGAGAGUUCGUCAACAAGUAUGACGACGUGCUCUCACUAUCUCUAUUUGAGGCUUAUGAGACGGUCGCACAGAUACGCGAUGAUCUUGGAGAAAUCGAGGAAGACUAUCUGCAAGCUGAACGUGAUCUCACGGGCGAAGAGUGGAAAUAUCUGGAUCAAGAGGAUACAUUCUACCAGUUCGACAUUCAUAGCAUUAUCCCUGAAAGCUUCGAGAACGACGACAUUCACCCGCAAGAUCAACGACAGAGAACUCCCUUGUUCUUGUUUCCACCACCACCACCACCACCACCACCACCGCCGCCGCCCUUUCCCCCCCCUACAUAUCCGGCUCAAUCAUACAGACCAUAUGCGACUCAUAACCUACCUCCGCCACCUCCGCCACCUCCGCCUCCGCCUCCACCACCUGUGUUCCUUAAACUAGCGACUAAACAAUCUCCAAUCCUAUCGCAACGGGUAUACCCCACGAUAAUGACCGAAAUCGAUGACUUGACGGUGGACUUUGAUCAACAGAGAGAACAGCGAGCAGAUAAUAUCCACUGGGACGAAGAAGACGAGGCACUGUUUGAGGAGGACAUGGACGACGUAUCAGAGGCUAAGUCUUCAUCGUUCACGAAAAGACAUCUUGGAAUUUUACAUCAUGUUUUCACUGGCGAGACGAAAGCUUUGCCACUCAGAGUCAUGGGACCGCAUCAUCAUUACGAGCCGGCGGCGUUGGCCAGAAAAGAGUCGGAUGCGGGGAUAUUGCCCGAAGAUACUUCAGUACGCGUAACAGCGAUGCCACGGACGGAUGCUGAAAGUGAUGCUUCAUUCACAGAAAAUGAUCCCGCUACCAAAACCAAGAUCCGAGAGUGGUCACUCCAGUAUCUGAAGGACAGUGCUGUCGAGAAGUGUUCUUAUAGAAACGUCCUUGAGGAGUUUGGAGUUUCUGACCUAGUCGCUAGCGACUGGCAAGGAAUUGCAGAGGAGUACUGGGACCGCGAUAGUCUGAGCGAGACCGGAGACUUCGUUGAAAAUUACGAGCCUUCAAUCCAUGGCACGAGCCAUACCGUUCAUCCUCAGAAUGACGUAUCAAACAAUAAGCAGUGCUACACUGCUUUAUCGUCGCCACAGGAUACAUCAGAUUGUGAAAACCGCCAUCCCGAAAAACGUGGUCGCAAAUCCAUGUCGAUCGCGAUCAGUUUCUCGGAUUCGGAUUAUCCCUGGCUAAUUUCAUUACCGCCUUCGCCGCUUGUGAAUAGCGUAUCGGAGAGGACUCUAGAACCUGUUGUCCCAGAAGAUGGAGUGUCGCUCAACAGGAACGGCAAACCCAAAUCACCGAAUUCCAAUGAAUUCAAUACAAAUCACGGAGCCACCAAGAAACCAUCGGCUCCCUUCCUUGUUCGUCUUUUCAAUGAAUCAGAAAGGAAGGAUAGUGUCAUAAGUGAGCACCAGAAACAAGCUGGCCAAAAGGCUGACUUAGCACGCGUUCAGAACAUCCAAGAAACACAAUCGGGCUCCAAGAUCCACAAUCAUACGCUCCAUUUUGGGAAGUUGAAGCCUACAUCAAUAUCAAGUUGUAAAAAAAAGAAAGAGUUGCCAACCGAUAGGGCGUUCUCGGAGCCCUCCCUAUACAAGCCCAUCUCAAAUGUCCAUGAAGAGGCUACAUUCAGUGCCCCGCUAUCGGCCAUCAAUACAACGGGUUAUGAACCUCAGAAGGCCAAUAGACGAAUGCAGAUCCUCUCCAAGUCAGUGUCUGACCGCUGGAUAGAGACGAUGAGCCGGACAAGACGAAUAUGGGGGCUGUUUCCGAGGAACAAACUCAAGCGAAGUAGGACCACUCCUGGAUAUGAUUAA
Messenger RNA from Pyrenophora tritici-repentis Pt-1C-BFP, 1845 nucleotides. RefSeq lists its product as uncharacterized. NCBI's taxonomy places the organism in Eukaryota, Fungi, Ascomycota, Dothideomycetes, Pleosporales, Pleosporaceae. The record is from RefSeq and is a predicted model, not a curated record.